AUGUCAAGAAACACAAAAUUGGUAAAAUUACCUACCACUGCAACCACUUGCUACCACCUCUCGCUGCAACCACUUGCCACUACCAGCCGCCGCAACCACUUGCUACCACCUGUCGCUGCAACCACCUGCUACCACCUGUCGCUGCAACCACUUGCCACUACCAGCCGCUGCAACCACUUGCUACCACCUGUCGCUGCAACCACUUGCCACUACCAGCCGCCGCAACCACUUGCUACCACCUGUCGCUGCAACCACUUGCCACUACCAGCCGCCGCAACCACUUGCUACCACCUGUCGCUGCAACCACUUGCUACCACCUGCCGCUGCAACCACUUGCCACUACCAGCCGCUGCAACCACUUGCUACCACCUGUCGCUGCAACCACUUGCCACUACCAGCCGCUGCAACCACUUGCUACCACCUGUCGCUACAACCACUUGCCACUACCAGCCGCUGCAACCACUUGUUACCACCUGUCGCUACAACCACUUGCCACUACCAGCCGCUGCAACCACUUGUUACCACCUGUCGCUACAACCACUUGCCACUACCAACCGCUGCAACCACUUGUUACCACCUGUCGCUACAACCACUUGCCACUACCAGCCGCUGCAACCACUUGCUACCACCUGUCGCUACAACCACUUGCUAUCCCUUGCUAACCACCUGCUAUCGCCUGUUGGUGUGACAAUUGCGACCACCUGCCGUACAAGUACGGUAACAGUUAGCCACAAUACUUGCAGCAGUAAUUGGUUACUGUGGCGUUAUUGCAACAAGUGA
Messenger RNA from Brugia pahangi, 780 nucleotides. Lineage: Eukaryota; Metazoa; Nematoda; Chromadorea; Rhabditida; Onchocercidae. The record is from the annotation of a GenBank genome assembly.